AUCUAUAUACCAUGCUAUUACACAUUUUUGGAACCGGAAACGCAAGGCCAAUUCCGUUAGAGGGGACGAUUCGAUAUCCGAAGGAACAACGAAAAGAAAUGAUCGCGAAGGCGCCAAAGUCGGGGGUGGCUUUGAGCAAUAUUGGCGCUAAGAAAGUGAAGCAUUUCUCCACCGCUGCACACGCACGGCUAUCGGCGUCUACGAAACCUAAUUGCGCGAUGUUCCGAGAACAAAGGAAUCGGUGGUUCUUUAUGACGAACGACAACUAUGGGGCAACGUCCCUUUUCAACGUGAACCUUUGUUUUUCGAUUGCAGAUUUACAUCUCCCAUUGCAUGCUCGCAGUUGAUUGUGGAAAACGAUUGCGUGGAUAAAAAAAUAUAACUCGAAUAAAAACAA
This is a messenger RNA of Pogonomyrmex barbatus (red harvester ant), 397 nucleotides long. RefSeq lists its product as uncharacterized. The record is from RefSeq and is a predicted model, not a curated record. Lineage: Eukaryota; Metazoa; Arthropoda; Insecta; Hymenoptera; Formicidae.